Molecule: messenger RNA, 1242 nt
Organism: Talaromyces rugulosus
Lineage: Eukaryota; Fungi; Ascomycota; Eurotiomycetes; Eurotiales; Trichocomaceae
Exons: 1
Coding region: 1-1242 (413 amino acids)
Biological process (GO): mitotic spindle organization
Cellular component (GO): nucleus; protein phosphatase type 2A complex; cytoplasm
Molecular function (GO): peptidyl-prolyl cis-trans isomerase activity; protein tyrosine phosphatase activator activity
Source: RefSeq, a predicted model, not a curated record
AUGGCCGACGUUCAGUCUCCCCCCGCACAUAACAAGCCUGACCUGUCCAAGAAGCUGGCUGAGCUGCGCGCCGGCAGCAAGAAGCGCGCCGCCGACAGCCGAGACCCGCCACCUGCAACGCCUGCGCUUCCUGCACCCCUCGAUCUCUCCUCGCAUACGUACUCGCCGCCAGCCCGCCGCAUUCUCUCGCAAAAAGACUUGGACGCUUUCUCCACUUCGCCGGCGUACGUCUUGAUCCUUGCGUUUAUAUUCGGCUUGUCAGACACAGUCCGCGGGCGGGCUGUCACGGACUUCAAGGACGAGUCAGAGCCAGCCCCAGAGAAUGUCCAAAAGAUACUGCAGAUAGUCGCCCUGCUAGAAAAGCUGGUCGAGAGCAACCCUGCCCUUGACCAAGGGGGCUCCCGUUUCGGCAACCCGGCCUUUCGCUCGCUUUUCGACGAGACGGCCUCCCAGAGCCCUGCAUGGCACCGCGAGAUUUUGGGCAUUCAAGAUCCUGCCGCGGUCAAUGAAGUGGCGACGUACUUGAUACACUCGCUCGGGUCUCGAGACCGGCUGGACUACGGAUCGGGACACGAGCUGAAUUUUAUGAUGUGGCUGUUGUGUUUAUACGAGCUGAAGCUGGUCUCGGCCGCGGACUUCCCGAUGCUUGUCUUCAAGGUGUACUACAGCUAUAUGCAUCUGAUGCGGCGCGUUCAGACGACGUAUUACCUCGAACCGGCCGGCUCGCACGGGGUGUGGGGUCUUGACGACUACCAUUUCCUGCCGUUUCUCUUUGGGGCGUCGCAGCUGGUUGAACACCCGUAUAUUACGCCGCGCGCGGUGCACAAUAGUGCGGUGCUGGACGAGGAAGGCGAUAAAUAUUUAUAUCUGGAUCAGGUGCGAUGGGUGGAUAGUGUCAAGACGGUCAAGGGCCUGCGGUGGCACAGUCCCAUGCUAGACGACAUCUCGGGCGCCAAGAACUGGAUCAAGAUCGAGAGUGGGAUGAAGAAGAUGUUUGUCCGCGAGGUUCUCGGCAAACUGCCGAUUAUGCAGCACUUUUUGUUCGGCAGCCUGGUGCCGGCCACGGCGGCGAUGGGGCAGGAAUCGGAAACGCAGGCAGAGGGGCAUAGUCACGAACACAACCAUGAAAAUGAUUUCUGGGGGGACUGCUGUGGCAUCAAGGUACCCAGCACGAUUGCGGCAGGCGAGGAGAUGCGCAAGCGAACGGGGGGAACGGGGCUGCGGCCAAUACCAUUCGACUGA